This is a messenger RNA of Strongyloides ratti, 1272 nucleotides long. RefSeq names its product RE01104p. Gene Ontology annotation, molecular function: proteasome-activating activity; ATP binding; ATP hydrolysis activity. Gene Ontology annotation, biological process: proteasome-mediated ubiquitin-dependent protein catabolic process. The record is from RefSeq and is a predicted model, not a curated record. The transcript has a single exon. The coding region runs from base 1 to 1272 and encodes 423 amino acids. Gene Ontology annotation, cellular component: proteasome regulatory particle, base subcomplex. Lineage: Eukaryota; Metazoa; Nematoda; Chromadorea; Rhabditida; Strongyloididae.
AUGGCAACUUCUGUCAUUUCAAAAGCUCCACCACUUCCAAAAUUACUGACUUCUUCAAAAGUUAAAAUUCUUGUUCCUCCAAAAGAAAAAAUUAAUAUAUUACUGGAAGAUGAUAUAAAAGAGUGUGGUGAUAUUUUUGAACAAUAUCUUCGCCUCACUAAACUUGUGGAGCAUUUAUCAACAAAAGAAGAUUAUUUACGUGAUGCAAUUAGAGAAUGUAAAAAUGAGAUAGCUCAUGCAAAUGAAGAACUUAAAACUCUUCAAUCAGUACCUUUAUUGGUGGGAGAGUUUUUGGAAGCAAUUGACAAAAAUUAUUGUGUAGUUGAGACAUCCACUGGCAUUAAUUAUCAUGUUCGUGUAUCAUCAAAUGUUGAUAAAUCAAAAUUACAUGUUGGCACAGCAGUUGCUUUAAUGAAACGAUCUAAUGCUAUUGUUGAUAUACUACCACCAGAUUGUGAUAACACUGUUAGUCUUUUAAAAACAACAGAAAAACCAAAUGUUUCAUAUUCAGAUGUAGGUGGUUUAGAAAUUCAGAAACAAGAAAUUAGAGAAGCAAUAGAAUUACCAAUGACUCAUGGAUAUCUCUUUCAACAAAUUGGUAUAGAGGAACCAAAAGGUGUUAUGUUAUAUGGACCUCCAGGUUGUGGAAAAACAAUGUUAGUUAAAGCUGUUGCUACAUCAACAAAAUCAAAUUUUAUUAGAUUAGUUGGAAGUGAAUUUGUUCACAAGUAUCUUGGAGAAGGUCCACGUUUGGUAAGAGAUGUUUUUAGGAUGGCAAAACAAAAUUCUCCAUGUAUUAUAUUUAUCGAUGAAGUUGAUUCUAUUGGAACAAAAAGAUUCGACACAAAAGCUGGUGCAGACAGAGAAGUUCAAAGAAUAUUGUUGGAACUUCUUAAUCAAAUGGAUGGAUUUGAUCAAAAUUCAGGAGUUAAAGUAAUAAUGGCUACUAAUAGAAUUGAUACACUUGAUCCAGCUUUAUUAAGACCAGGAAGAAUAGAUCGAAAGAUUGAAUUUCCUUUACCUGACAGAAGGCAAAAACGUUUACUUUUUAAUACAGUAACUUCAAAUAUGAGUUUGGCGAAUGAUGUUGAUUUGGAAUAUUUUGUAUCAUUACCAGAUAAAAUAAGUGCAGCAGAAAUUCGAAAUAUUGCUACAGAAGCUGGAAUGAGGGCAAUUAGGAGUAAUAGAUAUUCUGUAACAGCUAAAGAUUUUCAAGAUGCUUAUAUUGCUGUUACUAAAAAGUGCAAUGAAGAAUUGAAUUUUUAUGAAUAA